AUGCCUCUCAUACCAAAAUCACAGAAAUGCUUGAUUCUUGAUAGACCUAAUCAGCAUGCCCCAAUUUUGUCUUCUGUUAAUAAACGCUCAUGGGGUGCAAUGAGUGUUCCUAGUGUGGCCAGCUCUUUCACCUCUGUAAAUUCUAUAGUUUCUGGAUCAACAACAGAGGCCGAUACAGAUUUUGGUAAAGGCCCAGUGAACCUUUUAGAGAGCUUCGAUAGCUAUCCUGAGGGUUAA
Messenger RNA from Morchella sextelata, 237 nucleotides. RefSeq lists its product as uncharacterized. Lineage: Eukaryota; Fungi; Ascomycota; Pezizomycetes; Pezizales; Morchellaceae. The transcript has a single exon. Bases 1 to 237 code for a protein of 78 amino acids. The record is from RefSeq and is a predicted model, not a curated record.